AUGCAACUUCGACAUAUCGAAAACGAGAUAUCAACCAGUAAUUGCAAUUAAAAUCAAUAAUAUUUUAUAAUCCUUUCUUUUCAGGCACAUGUUCAGUGAUUUUCGAGUUUACUAGUUUGAACGAUUUGUACGGAGUUUUGAAUCUUCUGGAGCUUCGAAAAGACUACUUUUAUUCAAAAAUUCGGGCAUUCUACAACAUCCCUGCAGACAAGGUAAUAGUAAUAUAAGUAGAAUCCUCAUUUAAAAAUGUUUAUUCAGGGAUUGGUUCUCGACAUGCAGGUCAAGAAUCCGCCUCAGAAUCCUGAUUUUUCGUGGGAAAGACGUGUCAAAUAUCUUUACCGUUACAUGCUCGAACUCGAAAAGCUUAUGUGGAACCUGUCGACGCUUGGCGGCGCUUACUCGGCCAUGGGCGAUUUCGAUACCAAAUAUGUAGGAGAUUCUAGCCGUUUUCAUUGAAUCCAUUUGAAUUACAGGCGGAAACUGCUGCGAAAAUCACUGCUCAUCAGAUUUGCCUGGCCAAACAGUACGGAGAUCCAACGAUUCUUGCUCGUUGCUAUCUUUAUACGGCUCUCGCGGAAGCCCAGCUCGGGAAUCUUACUCUUGCUGUCAACAUCGUUCGGUUGGUUAUCAGAAGCCGAAUUAAUUACCUAGUAUUGUUGCAGAACCAUCAAGAACUGGGCCAAGCUGAAUCCGAACACAGAAAUGGUGCAGAGAUGUUGUGAAGGAGUAUAUCAGAAGCUGAGAGCCAUCAAAAUAUUCGGAAAAUAA
Molecule: messenger RNA, 768 nt
Organism: Caenorhabditis sp. 36 PRJEB53466
Lineage: Eukaryota; Metazoa; Nematoda; Chromadorea; Rhabditida; Rhabditidae
Source: the annotation of a GenBank genome assembly